AGCAAACCUCCCUCUGUGUUCUACGUCUGCGUUUCCUACUUUCUUUCAUUCUGAGAGUUUGAGAGGAAGAAACCUUUGAACUCUUUUCCUUCCAAGAACAUGUCGCUUCUUUCAGAUCUUGUUAACCUUAAUCUCUCAGACUGCACUGAGAAAAUCAUUGCUGAGUACAUAUGGAUCGGUGGAUCUGGCAUGGACCUCAGAAGCAAAGCAAGGACUCUUUCUGGACCUGUGAGCGAUCCUUCAAAGCUUCCCAAGUGGAAUUAUGAUGGUUCCAGCACUGGUCAGGCUCCUGGAGAAGAUAGUGAAGUGAUCUUAUAUCCUCAAGCUAUCUUCAAAGAUCCAUUUAGGAGGGGCAACAAUAUUCUUGUCAUGUGCGAUGCUUACACUCCAGCUGGUGAGCCGAUUCCCACAAACAAGAGAUGCGCUGCUGCAAAGAUAUUUAGGCAUCCUGAUGUUGUUGCCGAAGAACCCUGGUAUGGAAUUGAGCAGGAGUAUACCUUGUUGCAGAAGGAUGUUAAAUGGCCCAUUGGAUGGCCUCUUGGUGGCUACCCCGGACCUCAGGGACCUUAUUAUUGUGGUGUUGGGGUCGACAAAGCCUUUGGCCGUGAUAUUGUUGAUUCUCAUUACAAAGCUUGUUUAUAUGCUGGAAUUAACAUCAGUGGCAUCAAUGGAGAAGUGAUGCCAGGACAGUGGGAAUUUCAAGUUGGUCCAGCAGUCGGCAUCUCUGCUGGAGAUGAGUUGUGGGUUGCACGUUACAUUUUGGAGAGGAUUACCGAGAUAGCUGGAGUGGUGCUCUCCUUUGAUCCUAAGCCAAUUCAGGGAGACUGGAACGGUGCAGGUGCUCACACAAAUUACAGUACAAAGUCGAUGAGAUGUGAUGGAGGCUAUGAGGUUAUCAAGAAAGCAAUUCAAAAGCUUGGGCAAAGGCACAAAGAACACAUUGCUGCAUAUGGAGAAGGCAAUGAGCGCCGUCUCACUGGGCGACAUGAGACUGCUGACAUUAACACUUUCUUAUGGGGUGUUGCAAACCGUGGGGCAUCCAUCCGUGUUGGCCGGGACACUGAGAAAGAAGGAAAAGGGUAUUUUGAAGACAGGAGGCCAGCUUCAAACAUGGAUCCAUACGUUGUAACUUCCAUGAUUGCUGAGACCACCAUCGUGUGGAAACCAUGAGGGCAAUUGCUAGCCCAUCUUUGUGAUGUCGUUGCUCUCUUUCCAUGGUACAAAGGAAAGAGCUUACCUUUUGUUUCCAGUAGGAUACACUCAUUUCUGUUCAGUUAGCACAGCUUUCUUUCCAUUUUCAAGCUGUGCAUCAAGGGCAGUAGCCCUUUAUAUUCGAGGUAGCAAGGGUAGUUUCUGUUGCUUCCUUGCAAUUACAGUGUUAAAUAAAUACGAAUGCUUAUAUUUCAAUAAUGAAAUCUGAAAGGGCUGGAUUUUCAAUUUCAGAAUCA
Molecule: messenger RNA, 1448 nt
Organism: Theobroma cacao (cacao)
Lineage: Eukaryota; Viridiplantae; Streptophyta; Magnoliopsida; Malvales; Malvaceae
Product: glutamine synthetase cytosolic isozyme 2
Cellular component (GO): cytoplasm
Molecular function (GO): glutamine synthetase activity
Source: RefSeq, a predicted model, not a curated record